GCCACCUCGUGGCAGUAAAUAAUCGGCUAAAGUAUGUAAAACACGCAAGGGAGGCGGUGUGCCGUACUUAAGCCUUAACAAAACAAAAAGGAAAAGUCGCCCAAAAGAAGGAACCUGCGAUUUUCCCGUUGUAAUAAACGCCGGAGGUUCUACAAUAAGAUAAGAUAAUCGUGACCGUACUAAAUCCCAGCCUUGACUAAUACUUAGCAGUUACACUUUACCUCGUUUGACUGACCCCAACACUCAACCGACUGUUACAAGUUUUGCAGAUCAGAUUCAGAUGGCGGAAGGAGGAAAUCCGUCGAGGUAUGUGAAGUUGACAAAAGAUCAAGCGCCUCUUGAGGACAUUAAGCCUGGCGAGCUUAAUCAACCUAUUGAUGUCCCUCAGUUAGCUGUUCGGAAGUGCCAUGAGUGUGGACAACCGUUGCCUGAGAGUUUUGAGCCUCCUGCAGACGAGCCAUGGACAACUGGGAUUUUUGGAUGUGCAAAGGACAAAGAUAGUUGCUGGAGAGGGCUUUUCUGUCCUUGUGUCUUGUUUGGGCGUAAUGUUGAGAGCCUAAGAGAUGAUGAUACUCCUUGGUCUACUCCUUGCAUUUGUCAUGCCAUUUUCAUUGAGGGUGGCAUUGCUGUUGCAGCUGCAACAGCAGCAUUUCACGGUAUUGAUCCAAGGACAUCAUUCCUCAUUUGUGAAGGUUUAUUAUUUAGUUGGUGGAUGUGUGGCAUAUACACUGGUCUGGUUCGGCAGUCACUGCAGAAGAAGUAUCAUCUCAAGAAUUCGCCCUGCGACCCCUGCGUGGUGCAUUGCUGCCUGCACUGGUGUGCCUUGUGCCAGGAGCAUCGGGAGAUGAAGAGUCGUCUGUCAGAUAAUGCUGCCAUGCAAAUGACAAUAGUCAACCCUCCACCUGUUCAGGAGAUGAAUGCUGCUGGCGACAACCGAGAAUCUGGACCUUCCUCUGCAAAUGGGGGCGAACAAACUAACCUUGAGAUGCAAGCUCUAUGAAAGUCAUUCGCCGUGCUGUAAAAUUGCUAAAUCAGGUAUGGUUCAAACAGGGCGUGUUUUUUGCUACAGGCACAGUCGGAUCUGGAGCUAUGUUUAUACAGUUCAAAAUGGAAAAAUCAAGUCUUUUUAUAAGGGUAUGGAUCAUCAUGCAUAUAAAAUUUUGUGGUGAAAUGUGUUGUUUUUCGGUGUUCAGGAAAGAAGUUAGUGGAAGGUGAGCUUUUAGACGCACAAAUUAGACCAUUAUAAUGUAUUUUAUUAUCUGCUGAAAAUGCUUAGGACAUCCUGCGCUAUUUUUCAGAAGUAGUUGAACUACAUUAUGUCAAAAGGUAUACUCAUAAUCAAAACUCUUUUGUUCUUUUUAGUUUUUAUCA
Molecule: messenger RNA, 1371 nt
Organism: Nicotiana tabacum (common tobacco)
Lineage: Eukaryota; Viridiplantae; Streptophyta; Magnoliopsida; Solanales; Solanaceae
Product: cell number regulator 6
Source: RefSeq, a predicted model, not a curated record